Messenger RNA from Sphenostylis stenocarpa, 1044 nucleotides. Lineage: Eukaryota; Viridiplantae; Streptophyta; Magnoliopsida; Fabales; Fabaceae. The record is from the annotation of a GenBank genome assembly.
AUGAUCUCUUCAUCAACCAAUCUCAACACAGGAGAAGAAAAGAAGCUAGAAAUAGAGAAGGAGGUGGCGAGUGAGGUUGUAGAUACUAAAUUUAAAUGGGAUGAAUACAAGGGAAAUCAGCCAUGGAAAGAGCAAAUCACAGUGAGAGGAUUGGUUGUGAGCAUGGUGAUUGGAACCAUGUACAGCAUAAUAGCCAUGAAGCUCAAUCUCUCAGCCGGAAUAGUUCCUAACUUCAAUGUCUCUGCUGCUCUCCUUGCUUUCUUGCUUGUCAGAAGCUGGAACAAAGUGAUCCACAAGGCUGGAGGAUUUGCUUCUUAUCUUUUGGGAUUAAACAGGAAGACAUAUGAGUUGACUGGAGUAGGAGCUGAGGGUAACAAUCCAAACACUAUUAGAGAUCCUGGAUUUGGUUGGAUGACUGCCUUCCUUUUUGUUGUUUGCUUUGUUGGCCUCUUUAUCUUGAUUCCACUCAGAAAGAUCAUGAUAGUUGACCUCAAACUGACGUUUCCGAGUGGAUUGGCGACAGCUGUUCUCAUUAAUGGUUUCCAUCAACAGGGGGAAAAAGUGGCCAAGAAGCAAGUUAGUGGGUUCAUGAAGUAUUUUUCUAUCAGUUUCUUGUGGGGUUUUUUCAAGUGGUUUUUUCAAGGGACACAAAGUUGCGGAUUUGCACAGUUUCCUACCUUUGGAUUGCAAGCUUGGAAGAAAACGUUUUAUUUUGAUUUUAACAUGACUUAUGUGGGGGCUGGGAUGAUUUGCCCCCACCUGGUGAAUUUGUCUCUACUACUUGGAGCCGUUCUCUCCUUUGGACUGAUAUGGCCACUCAUCGAUUUUCGCAAGGGACAAUGGUUCCCUAACAAUUUAGAUGAGAGUAACAUGAAGGGCUUGUACGGCUAUAAGGUAUUUUUAACAGUUUCUCUUAUCCUAGGUGAUGGCUUAUACAACUUCGUCAAGAUCUUAGUUUCCUCGUUCCUUAACGUACUUCAAAAAAUUAACAACCGUAAAAAUGGUAAGACAAGUUCCCAUUUUCUUCUUCUCUUUUAUUUUUGA